Messenger RNA from Monosiga brevicollis MX1, 1389 nucleotides. RefSeq lists its product as uncharacterized. NCBI's taxonomy places the organism in Eukaryota, Choanoflagellata, Craspedida, Salpingoecidae. Gene Ontology annotation, biological process: positive regulation of transcription by RNA polymerase II. Gene Ontology annotation, molecular function: protein dimerization activity; DNA-binding transcription factor activity. Gene Ontology annotation, cellular component: RNA polymerase II transcription regulator complex. The transcript is spliced from 2 exons. The record is from RefSeq and is a predicted model, not a curated record. The coding region runs from base 1 to 1389 and encodes 462 amino acids.
AUGACGGACAUUGUGGGAUCCUUGGCUUCCUCUGCCCUGCUCAACUGGGACACCGAAGAUGGCCUCAGUCUUGCCCUAGCUCGCGAGGCCGAUCAUGACAACCACGUCUUUGCCUCCACGCUCUCUGGCAGCUCAGAUAGUCGCCUGGCCGACAACACCACUACGCUUCUUGAGCCCACCCUCGUGAACUUGGCAAAGGACCUGCCUUGGGGCAGUGACCUCUUUGAUGAGCUGCCAACUACCAGCAACAGCAGCAGCUGCACCACAUCAACAAACGCUCAAGCCGACUGGGCUUCCCCCUUUGUUGAUGGUCUCUGCUUUCCUUCCUUCAAGAUGCCUUCCAAUCAAGCGCCCUCAAAGCUGCCCGCCACAAUCGACCACGAGAGUCACACGUUGCAACCGAGUCCGCUUGCUGCUACCGCGACCUCAACUUCCUUGGGACACGGUGCCUCACCCGCCUCCACCAUCAGCCUGGAUCCCGAAGAGGAGAGUGCUGCCCAACCCCCAGCCAAACGCACGUGUCGCACUCGGGCGGCAGACAUCUACGCUCCAGGUAGCAACAUCACGCCCCACCUGACCAAGCGCGAUCUCCCCCCUUCCAUUCCCCACGAUGGCGAUUGGCCUGCCCUUUCCGUGGAACAGCUCUUGGCACAGACUACCUCCAACAUGGAUCACAUCCCUUCCGACGUGCUUCUCUCUCUCCAAGAAGAACUCCAAUCGCUGGACAACACAGCUAGUGCUAGCUUGCUUCCCACCCCUGAUGCUUGGCCUGCUUUGCCCGCGAGCUCGACAACUCGCACCCCCACCUCCAGUUCAACCAGGCCCACUCACACGUCCCAUGACAUCCGUACCACAAUCCAACCGUGCGUCAUGACAGCCGAGGACAUUCUGGAGCCCGUGGUACCCGAGUGCCCACCACCCAAACCAUAUGUCAGUGGACCCAUCACCGAAGAGCACGUGGCCACCUACAGUCUGCACCUUUCCUACACAGUUGGCUUUCAAGACGGCGAUGACUUUGAGGAGGAGAGCACCGGUCGAGGCAGCAAGAACAGUGCAGCCAACAGCCUCAAAGGUCGACGUGAGCAAGCCGUUAUCGACUAUUUUAAGAUGCCGCGUGGUGCCGAUGGCUCGGCUGCCAGCGAGGCUAAUCGCCGCAUGGUCAUGAACAUUCUGGAAAGAGCUCGUCGCGAGGAUUUGAAACGCUGCUUUGCCCGCCUUGCAUCCGUGCUGCCUCAACUGCGUGACAAGCCUGAUCCAGCGAAGAAGGACGUGCUGCAGCAGGCCCGUGAGCAAAUUGUGCAACUUCAAGCCGUCGAGCAAGAGUACCUUCGUCAUCUCAACGAACUUCGUCAGCAGCACCGCACACUCACGCAAGCCAUCGCCCACUGA